Myzus persicae (green peach aphid) is the source of this 1121-nucleotide messenger RNA. RefSeq lists its product as uncharacterized. The transcript is spliced from 2 exons. Lineage: Eukaryota; Metazoa; Arthropoda; Insecta; Hemiptera; Aphididae. The record is from RefSeq and is a predicted model, not a curated record. The annotation marks the transcript as partial.
CUGUCAACACCUUUUACAGUAGAAAUAUUUCGAUUUUCAACCAUAAUUUUGACAGUGAAAAAUUUUAAGUUUAAAAAGUUAGUAUUAUUAACCAUGCAGAUUAAUGACACUAAUCAAAAAAUUAUGAAUCUUUCAACGAAUAAAAUAGUCAACUUACAUCUAUUUGCUUCCGUUUUGAUGACCUCAUACAACAUUGUAUCCGUUAUGGUGAAAACAACAUUGAGUAAAUAUAAAGACACACUAGAGUCGACAUAAAAGAUAAUCAACUACUUUUCAAGACGUUGAGAGAAUUUUAGAUGCAUAAAUAAUUUUAUUUUAAGUGAUAAAUAAAAUAACUCAAACUGAUAGUGAGAAAAUGAGCAUAUGUGGAUGUAAAACUAUUUUAACGAAAUUAUUCACCUUAACUUAGUAACUGUUAAAUUUUAUUCAACAGAUAAUAUUUAAUAAACAUGUACUAUAUUAAAUGUGGAGAUGACACCUAAUAGAAUUUAAAAGCUUUUUACAUCUAUUCAAAAAUUGAUAUUAUAGUCAUUAACGGUACAAUAAUUGAUUAAAUAGGUUAUUUUGAUAUAGCAAUUUCAAAUAUGGGUAUGAUAUAUGUGGCAGUUUUAAUCCACUCAUGUCUAUAGUAACCUUGAUUUGUUCCAGAGAAGCCAGUUAAUAAAAAAAAAACACUUCUUGCUUAAUACUUAUUUACUAUAUUGGUGGUACAACUAACUGGACCAUUCUAUCAAUAAAAAUAAACAUUUUUUGUUUAUAUAGUAAAUAUAGGUAAAUACUUACCUAAUAAUUAUAUAUUAAAUAUCUUUGAACACUAAGAAUGACCUAUCAUAUAAUGUAAAAAAAAAUAAUUUAAAAAGUGAAAUGUUUCAACAAAUGGUGCAAUAUAUAAAACAGGUAGGUAGUAAGUACACAGCAGUUUAUUAUUUUAUCUAGAUUCAUGGAUUCUUUUUGUGACCUUUUCCGGAUUUUAAAUAAAUUAAAUAAGAUUUAAAAAUAUUUUUAUUAAAAACACAUGUUUAUAAUAAUAUAAUAUAGUUAACGAGGUUUAAUAAUUAAUAAAAACUUAAAUAUUAAUGAGUUUUAGUAACCACCGUUUUAACAUCUCAAUUUUCAUAAUA